Messenger RNA from Branchiostoma floridae (Florida lancelet), 1064 nucleotides. RefSeq names its product peroxisome biogenesis factor 2-like. Bases 134 to 1033 code for a protein of 299 amino acids. The transcript has 8 exons. Gene Ontology annotation, cellular component: peroxisomal membrane. Gene Ontology annotation, biological process: protein import into peroxisome matrix. Lineage: Eukaryota; Metazoa; Chordata; Leptocardii; Amphioxiformes; Branchiostomatidae. The record is from RefSeq and is a predicted model, not a curated record. Gene Ontology annotation, molecular function: zinc ion binding.
AAUCUUAUGGCUUUUAAGAAGUUAUUGGGUAAGAUUCAGAUCCUUUUGAAUGUUUUGUAUGAUUCUUUGGUUUACUGUACACAGCGCUGACCAAUCAGAGUUUGUUUUACAUUUUAUGCUUACUUGAUCAAAGAUGGCGGCAAGUGAGGAAAACAUUCCACCUGUGUUGAGAGUUAGUCAGCUCGAUGCAGCAGAGUUAGACAGUGCCAUCCUUCAACAUCUCAAGUCACAAGUGUCAAGAUGCUUCCAAUACUUCAAGCCUGGCGUCCUGACCAGAGUUGAACCAGAAGUAAAUGCUUGCCUUAGAUUUCUUCUAUGGAAGUUUACCAUCCAUACUGCAAGUGCAACAGUUGGGCAGAAGCUGUUAAACCUGAGAUACAGUGGCAGUCCAUCCCCGACGGCAGGUCUAACGGACCGGCAGAAACUCCUGUACGCGCUUAUCGUGGUUGGCGGAAAGUGGCUGCAGGAUCGGUCACAUGACCUAGCCAUCUGGACCGGCCAAACGUCCUUGUUUCAAUUGGUUUUUAAGGUAUUAACCACAGCUGAGAACUGUUUGAAGGUUGCCUCUGUGCUGAACUUCCUGGUGUUCCUGCAGCAGGGCAGGUACCAGUCCCUCCUGGAGCGCGCUCUCUCCAUACGGCCUGUUUACGACAGGAAGCAGGCAAUCAGACAGGUCAGCUUUGAGUACAUGACCAGGGAGUUGCUGUGGCAUGGAUUUGCAGAGUUCCUGUUCUUUCUGCUACCCUUGAUCAACAUCAGGAGAUGGAAGAAUGUUGUGACGAAUCAGCUGCUAGGUUCAGGGCGGCAGGACUGUGAUGUGAACCUGCGAGGUCCUGUGGAACUGAAGGAGUGUGCCGUGUGCGGGGAGUGGCCCACCAACCCUCACGACAUCGGCUGUCAACAUGUCUUCUGCUUUUACUGCAUCAAAGCCAAUCAGCUGGCAGAUCCAGGCUUCAGCUGUCCAACCUGUUCCCAGCCAGCCAAUCAGAUCAGGCCAGUCAACAGUGUUCCGGUCACCAUCAUGUCGUCAUAACAACAGCUUGAAAUAGAUGAUAUUUCUACUA